Molecule: messenger RNA, 2332 nt
Organism: Boleophthalmus pectinirostris (great blue-spotted mudskipper)
Lineage: Eukaryota; Metazoa; Chordata; Actinopteri; Gobiiformes; Gobiidae
Product: acidic mammalian chitinase-like
Exons: 12
Coding region: 193-1716 (507 amino acids)
Biological process (GO): chitin catabolic process; carbohydrate metabolic process
Cellular component (GO): extracellular region
Molecular function (GO): chitinase activity; chitin binding
Source: RefSeq, a predicted model, not a curated record
UUUAUCAGUAAAUACACAUAGUUACAUGGGUUAAUAUAUGAACAAGCCUCCAUAUAAGUUACUGUGGCAUUUCCCUUAAGCUUGAGUUACACUUUGUCCUGAUCUUAUCACAUAUAUAUAGUGCAGGCAUUUCACCUGUCUCUUUGGACAACUCCCUGGCACAGACACCUGCCAAUCCAAGAAGGACACAACAUGGCAAGGCUAAUAACUGGACUAGUUCUUCUGGUCUGCCUUCAGUAUGCCUCUUGUUCCAAACUUGUGUGCUACUUCACCAACUGGUCCCAGUACCGACCUGCAAAUGGCAAAUUUACCCCUGAAAACGUGGACCCAAAUCUGUGCACACAUUUGAUCUACGCCUUCGCCAUCAUCAGCCCAUCCAACGAGCUGUCUCCCUACGAAUGGAACGAUGAUGUCCUCUACGAGCAGUUCAAUGGCCUCAAAAAUGAAAACCCGCAGUUGAAAACUCUGUUGGCUGUUGGUGGCUGGAACUUUGGGACAACACAGUUUACGAUCAUGGUUUCAUCCCCAGCCAACCGGCAGAGGUUUAUCCAGUCUGCCAUCAGGUUUUUGAGAACGCACGGUUUUGAUGGAUUGGACUUGGACUGGGAGUAUCCAGGAUCUCGGGGCAGUCCUCCUGAAGACAAACAAAGGUUCACCAUACUCUGCCAGGAAUUGCUGGCUGCCUUUAAACAGGAAGCUGCUGAGACAAGCCGACCAAGACUCCUCUUGACAGCUGCAGUGGCUGCUGGGAAAGCAACCAUUGACAAUGGAUAUGAGAUCGCCCAAGUGGCAAAGCUGUGUGACUUUUUGAAUGUCAUGACCUAUGAUUUUCAUGGUGCAUGGGACCCAUUCACUGGACACAACAGCCCACUGUUUAGGAGCUCUUUUGAUAAAGACGAUAACAUCUACUACAAUGUGGAUUUUGCCAUGAGAUACUGGAGGGACCAAGGUGCCCCUGUAGACAAGCUCCUGGUCGGGAUGGCCACCUAUGGGCGCACAUUUCGCACAGUGACAUCCUCUCACAGUGUGGGGGCUCCAGCUAAUGGACCAGCCCCUGCAGGGACCUACACCAGAGAGGCUGGCUUCUGGGCUUACUAUGAGAUUUGCCUUUUUCUCAGAGGGGGUCAGCUUAAUUGGAUUGAUGAGCAGAAAGUGCCUUAUGCAAUUCAAGGCAGUGACUGGGUUGGAUUUGACAACAGGCAAAGCUUAGAAAUCAAGGUAGAUUACUUGAAGAGGAACCAUUUUGGAGGAGCGUUUAUUUGGGCUUUAGACCUUGAUGACUUCUCCGGACAAUUCUGUAGUCAAGGGAACUAUCCACUCAUAAAUCACGUGCGCUCUCUUCUGGGAACAGAUAGACCCAUUACAACUCCUGAGCCUACCUUUGUCCCUACUCACACUGCUACUCCCAACCCCACUGAAAACCCCACUUCCAACCCCACUGAAAACCCCACUUCCGUCCCCACUGAAAACCCCACUGAAAACCCCACUUCUGUCCCCACUGUCAACCCCACUCUCAACCCCACUACUGUUGCCAUGACAACAACCACACCUGUGUCCGUGACUGAUUUCUGCGCUGGAAAGGGAGAUGGAUUGUAUGCAAACAAUAAGAACAAAAAUACUUUCUAUCACUGUUCAAAUGGGUUUACAUACCUGAAGAAUUGCCCUGCCAGUCUGGUUUUCAAUGACAAGUGCAAGUGUUGUGAUUGGCCUCAUUAAAUAUUAAACAUGUGUUUGAUUUCUGUUGAAACCUUUCAGUUGAUAUCAAUAGCAUUCUCUGAGGGAGGGGGUGUGAAGCUAAAUGGAGGUACUGCUCUGUCUGAAGUUCUGUUACUCAAAUUAGACUUUAAUCUGGGCUUUCUUUUAACACAAUCUGACUUUAGAGAACUGAUUUAACUGGAACUAACUGUGCUGUGACAAAUUCUCAAGACACCAAGCUAGUUAACAUUAGCCAACAAUUAGUCACAAUCAACUUUUUUGGUUGAAAAUUAAAUACAUAAAUACUCUCAUAUUGAUCACAUCACAGGUUCCAGAAAGUGUAUUGUUUAAAUUAAUUUAGUAUUUUUCCUUGGGUUUUUAGACAAUCAAAAGACGUGUGUGCGCGCAUCGUAUUAUCGUGGUAACUGCUGAACAUUCUUCCAUAGACAUGCAUGCUGCCCCCCUCAGCAUGAUGCUUAUAGUCUGUGUAAUGUCACUGCAAAGUAUCAAUAAAUAUGCAUAGAACUGCAGAUUACAGUGGGUAAAGUAUGUUUUGUGGUCUGUUUUGAAGAAGCAAAUAGUCUAAUGUCCUGUUUACAUUUGGCUUCUAGUUAAUGGUUUGCAAAGUAUGUUUACA